AAUCUGAAACAGCACGUUGAUUGUAUUGGUCAGGUCAGCCGCGGAAGAAAGAAAAGUGAAAAUUGAGGAAGCGAAGCGAACCAAACCAAACCACCUUUUAGCUUUUGAUUGCUUCUGUUUGUGAGAGUGUGAGUGAGCAUUUCACGCAGCACAUGUAAUAAUAACGUGACGCCAUUUUCGCUCUCCUCACGCCCAUCAGUGUGCAUGUGAAUCUCUCUCUCUCUGUUUUUGUAGCUUACCUUACUCACUGGCACUAGCUUGCAAACACUCUAUAACUGCAAAUAUACGCAUUCGGUUGCACAAUUUCGAGGCGAAGAAGAUCUAGUUUCGCCGAUCCAAUCCCAAAAUGAAGUCUAACAAAACCGUAAAUCCUCUCAUCACCUUCGAACACAAGAGGGAUGCCUAUGGGUUUACUGUGCGGCCUCAGCACCUGCAAAGAUACCGUGAAUAUGCUAACAUUUACAAGGAGGAAGAGGAGGAAAGGUCAGAUAGGUGGAACUCAUUUCUUGAUAGACAGGCUGAGUCUUCUGAAUUGGCCACAGACGGAUUAGUUGUGGGGGAGGGUGAGAAGGUUUUGGGUGAUGAAGCUGCAGGGCAAGAAGCUGAUACUAGCUCGGAGAAGGGUGUUGAUGGACAUGAAGCAAGCAACCAGGUGCCUGGUGGUUCUGACAGUGCAGCAGAAAAUGGUAGUCAAAAGGAGGAGGUGCCACCAGCUGAGGAGACAAAAGUUCACAGAGUCCAGUUAUGGACAGAUAUAAGAUCAUCUCUUCGAACUAUUGAGGAUAUGAUGAGUGUUCGUGUAAAGAAGAAAACUGGGUCAGUAAAAGAUGAACAGAUUAUUGAAGCUGCAAAAUCACCAUCACAUUCUGAUGAUGUGAAAUCACCAAAAGGAGCAGCAUUUGAGGAAGACUCAGAGGAGGAGUUCUAUGAUGUUGAGAGGUCAGAUCCUAGUCCGGAUAUGCCUGUUGUUGAUGGCACAAAUGCCUCAGCAAAUGGUAUUACUGCUGAUGCUGCACCACCAGAGGCUUCAUUUCCUUGGAAAGAAGAGUUGGAAGUUCUGGUUCGUGGUGGAGUACCAAUGGCAUUGAGGGGAGAGCUUUGGCAAGCUUUUGUUGGUGUAAAAGCAAGGCGGGUGGAGAAGUAUUAUCAGGAUCUGCUAGCCUCAGAAAGUGAUUCUGAAAUUAAAACUGAUCAGCAAAGCAUGGAGUCAACUGACAGUAAUGGGAAAACAGGUGCAGAUUUUGGAUGUAUGCCAGAAAAAUGGAAAGGAGUCAAAGGACAGAUUGAGAAGGAUCUGCCUCGAACAUUUCCUGGUCAUCCUGCUCUGGACGAGGAUGGUAGAAAUGCUUUGAGACGAUUACUUACUGCAUAUGCUCGACAUAACCCCUCAGUUGGUUACUGCCAGGCCAUGAAUUUUUUUGCUGGCUUAUUGCUACUUUUGAUGCCUGAAGAAAAUGCCUUUUGGACCUUAAUGGGCAUUUUAGAUGAUUAUUUUGAUGGCUAUUAUUCAGAGGAAAUGAUAGAGUCUCAGGUGGAUCAACUUGUUUUUGAGGAGUUGGUGAGGGAGAGGUUUCCCAAAUUGGCCAAUCAUCUGGAUUAUCUGGGAGUGCAGGUGGCAUGGGUUACUGGACCAUGGUUCCUGUCCAUUUUUGUGAACAUGCUUCCUUGGGAAAGUGUUCUUCGAGUGUGGGAUGUGCUUCUUUUUGAAGGAAACCGAGUCAUGCUCUUUAGAACUGCAGUUGCUUUAAUGGAGCUAUAUGGUCCUGCGUUGGUAACAACAAAGGAUGCUGGAGAUGCAGUUACUUUACUUCAGUCGUUGGCUGGCUCCACAUUUGAUAGCAGUCAGCUUGUACUGACAGCUUGCAUGGGUUACCAAAAUAUAAAUGAAACUCGUUUGCAGCAGUUGAGGAAUAAACAUCGGCCAGCUGUAAUAGCUUCCAUUGAAGAAAGAUCAAAAGGGCUUAAAGCUUGGAAGGAUUCUCAGGGACUAGCAUCAAAGCUAGCUGAUAUGCAAGUGCUUGGCAAUUUAUCUCGUACAGAAUCUGGUUCCACUAAUGCAGAUGAAAUUCUGAUUAGUCUGACUGGAGAGGGUGAGAUAGAUGCUGUUCCAGAUCUUCAAGAGCAGGUUGUCUGUUUGAAGGUUGAACUUUGUAGACUACUAGAGGAGAAAAGAUCAGCCAUUCUUAGAGCGGAGGAGCUGGAAACAGCAUUAAUGGAAAUGGUCAAGCAGGAUAAUAGGCGGCAACUGAGUGCCAAGGUAGAGCAACUAGAUGAAGAGGUUGCUCAGCUUCGACAGGCACUUGCUGAUAAACAAGAACAAGAAACUGCUAUGCUUCAGGUCUUGAUGCGGGUGGAGCAAGAGCAAAAGGUGACUGAGGAUGCUCGUAGGUUUGCUGAGCAAGAUGCAGCCGCACAAAGAUAUGCUGCGCAAGUCCUUCAGGAAAAGUAUGAAGAAGCAACUGCUGCACUUGCUGAAAUGGAGAAGAGGGCAGUUAUGGCAGAAUCUAUGCUGGAGGCUACAUUGCAGUACCAAUCUGGCCAAGUUAAAGUGCUACAAUCUCCACGAUCUUCACAGUCAGAUUCUCCGGUAUCGAGAAACAAUCAAGAGCCGGAUAUCCCUGCUAGGAGGAUAAGUUUGCUUUCUCGUCCAUUUGGACUUGGAUGGCGAGAUCGAAACAAGGGGAAACCCACUAAUGAAGAGCCAGCUGAGGGAAAUCCCAGCGUUGAGGAACAAAAUACGAUCAGUGAACAAGACGUCAAUGGCCUUAAAGUACAGGAUGAGAGUAGAAAAGAAGUCAGUGCCUAGAUUUUCUUUAUAUCCUACUCAAGACAAUUUGACGAGCAAGAAGUUAGUUUCUUCUUCCUUGUCUGUAAUUUUUGUUUAGGGUGAACAUAUAAUUUCAUAUUCAUUAAUUGUUUGUUCUUUAUUAUGUAAUAGAAUAAUAGUAAUUGGAAAGUAAGUGAACGGUCGAGGUCAACUGUAAUACAUCUCUCGUUUAUUUAUAGUAGAAACUUUCUUGUGUGCGUGCGUGUGGAGGAACCUUGUGGAUUCUAUGGUUUUAGAAUAAACUUUAAGAUGGUGAC
Messenger RNA from Glycine soja, 3084 nucleotides. Its product is annotated as TBC1 domain family member 10B-like. NCBI's taxonomy places the organism in Eukaryota, Viridiplantae, Streptophyta, Magnoliopsida, Fabales, Fabaceae. The transcript is spliced from 18 exons. The coding region runs from base 347 to 2806 and encodes 819 amino acids. The record is from RefSeq and is a predicted model, not a curated record.